AUGAGUCUCCCUCACCCGUAUAACGUCUCGGGAGGACCAGCAGGAAUAGAAACACCUCCUCGACAGCGUCAGACCCCCAACCAGCCCCCAAACCUCCUCACGACAAGUCUGGGAAAUGCACGCAACGCUGGUCUUGGUCUUGGACUUGGAGGAGUGGUACAGACACCCAUCUCCAGCACUACUCUGAGUAGCCCAUUCUCUGCAUAUCCAUCUCCAGGUGGAGCCAUGAGAGGAGCAUCGCCCACGGCCUCCCGGUCCGCUUCUGGCUUCAGUGGUCACUACAAUCCUCAACAAUGGGGUGCGGUGAACAGCGUCAACAUCUCCCCCAAUUCAAUGUCAAUGGCAGGAGAGCACAGGCAGACAAGUCAAUCAUCGAGGACAGCGCACCUAGCUCCCCGUCUUGUGGGACCUGAUGGUAAGGGUGACUCCUAUCUGGCCAGGACCCAACUGAUGAAGACCGGUAUAGAACCAGUCGCUUCUCCACCACCACCGUAUUCACCUCGUCGAGAUCAACAACCUCAGGACUCACCACGCCGCACUUCAGAUAUUAUCUCUCCUACCGAUACUACAUCACCUGACACCGAAUCCUCACGUUACGGUACGCCAGUGAGCGCCGCUACAACCUUGUCGCCGGACCUUGUCCCACGAUUUCCUGGGGGUCGGUCUCCUUUGAUCUGCCAACACACAUCUCCAAAUCAGUCUCCAAACGCUGCAUCGGCGCCUUCAUUUCCUCCUCCUCCAGGACCAGGGCAGCGGAUACGCGCAGGUUCCAAGAACCAUGCAGAUCGUCUACUCUCUUCAUUGACCUUGAGAGGAAAAGCCUCGAAAGUAUCAUUGGCCGGUGAUGCUAUUGAUGCACUGCAGGAUCAUACAGCUCAAAUGCUUGCUCAAGCAUCCUCAGCUAAACACAACGAUCCAAUGGUACACCCACCAGCAGCUAGAAGGGCUGCAUCUACAGGUGGAAUAGGCCUAGCUGGGGGAUCGUCGCGCUCCAGCAGUCAUUCACCUAGUCCAGUCACCUGGGAGCCGAAUAUGCCCCUGCCACCGCCUCCACCAGGGCCUCCCCCAACAUCUGCGCGUUCACAAAGUCUAAAUCGACCUAUGGAAAGCCCGUCUUCCGGAUUGGUACCCACGCUUCCAUUCCGGUCCAGACGUCCGCCUGGCACAGGAACUAGCCUUGAUACGGUACCACCGACUCCAGCGGACUGGAGGGAUGAAGAUGGCACAAAUGAUCAGGCACCCCGUUCGCAUGGGCCAUCGCCGUUGCAUAUAGAUACUGGUAGUGUACUACAAAAGAGACGGUUGGGGACUGAUUAUCCAUUGACUGCCACCGCUGGGGCCUUAGCCCACCCACGGAGAGACUCCUCAGCCGGAGGGUUGUUUCGUAGCCCUGCAGUCAGAAAUCGUAGUGCGAUGGGUAUCCGAGAGCGGCGCAGUGAGAGCAGAAAUGGCAAGGGUAGAGCUGUGGAGGAUUCCGCUGUCGAACCUUCAAGCAGUGUGGCUCCAUGGGCAGACGGUCUCGAUGUGAGACCAACCAAUCUGGUUCUGUCAGCUUCUCAAAUGGAUGCCUCGAAGCAAAGGAUGACCGCAAGGUCUACUCCUAAGAGCGGUAAGAGUAUGCAGAGUCUGGAUGGCGCAUUGAACAGCCCGGAAAUCCAAAAAUCCUCUGGUAAAGCUGUGUCGUUCGUCUCGUCGUGUAACACGCCACAGCCAGGAUCUAGCCGGUCACAGCACUUCUCAGGCACUUUGAUCUCUACGCCUCUUUUCCCCCCCGGCAGAGAGACUCUAGACCGAUCCACCUCAGCUGUCGCAUCGCCUUCUUUACCGCUGCAAACGUUCUCAGUAUCGCCCCCUAAACGACUGAGUGGUCCUUCCAAAGCAUUGUCUUUGAUUGUGCCGCCUGGGCCUGAACAGCGUCCUGUGUCUCAUAUUCUUCACACGCCAAACCUCGAUGACUCCAUGCAAGUUCCUCUGACCCCAUCGACUAAGGCAGCUCAAGAACCACUAGAAGACCUCCUAGGCCCUGAAAGCCCGAAACUCUUUGCUGGACGAGCCAUUGAACGACAUCGAAAUUUUGCAGAACGUGAAGCAGCAGCUGCCAAUGACUCUGAGAGGCUCGAUCUCUUUGUCCAUUUCAUGAAAGCUGAGUCGAGGAUACGGCGAGAGCAGUACGCCUCUGUUUUCGAAGAAGACGGCAUAGAGGUUGAUGAGUUGACACAAGGCCUCUUCGGGCAUUCCAGCACUGAUAAAUGCCUUCACGAUCGGCAUCAAAGUCUAUCAAGGCAGAAUAUGUCGAAGCGGACAAGCAUUGCAUCUAGUGCUUUGGGAGACUCCUCCUCACAAGAUGAUUCCUCCGCCGUCAGUCGGAAGCACGAGUCUCCCAGUAGCGCCACCACGAACAGCAGCACUCAGCAGCGGCCAGAGAGUGCCUAUUGGAAAGACUAUGUACCAUGUCUUUCGCCUAUAGCAAGUAUGAGUAUUGUGACUGGGCAAGAUGAAGAUUCAAGGGGCAGAGCUGCUAGCCGUUGGUUCGAAGAUCAUUCUCAUCCCGGCGAUGGCCCACUGGGUGAAGCUUUCAGGGUUCUCGAAAGGUCAAAACGCGAAUCUAAGUAUAUGGGGGUCCCUCAAGAAACACGCAACCCACCAGCAUUUUAUGGAAAUCUAACUUCCGUAUCAACAGGGGGCGGGCAAUGGCAGCCCUCAGGAGCGAGUCGACAGCCUUCAUAUGGUCCAAACCAGUACCCCCCAGAAAAGACUGGUUUGCAUGAAGAAGAUUCCUCUUUACCUCCACCACCUUUCCUUCCCCCAAUACCCUCGUCUGCACCAAUCACUCCUGACCCGAGAAGACUAGACAUCUCGCGGCUUGUGACACUCCCCCCACCGUAUCCGCGACAUCACCCAGCAGUCAACAACAGUCACCCAGAUCUAGCAGACGUACGGGGCGUGGUUCGAUCACUUCACGAGAAAGAGGAAGCAGAAACUAUUACAAGUUCUUACCGCACGCAAGUCCUCGGAAAAAGGCAACGAGCCGAAUCAUGGUGCAAGCAUCAACACUCACUGCACAGACAGGAUAUCGAGUUCCGCAUUGAGCACGGCGAAAUCUCUCAAGAGGACUUCGAUGAUGCUGAGAAUGAGCUAAAGGAGAAGAUUGCAAGUUCCGAAAAAGAGAUCAUUCAAAUAGAUUUCGACCUUUACCAGCACAUUGUCCUCACACCGCUGCAUGCACUCUUCUCAGACCGCAUCAAACUAGCCGAUGCCUCCCUUGACAAGCUCAGCAGCCGCCUCUUCUCGGAUUCACAGUCGCAGAACCCGAACCUGCCUCAAGAAGAAGGCGAUUUUCAGCCCGAAUUGCUGGAGAAACUAACCCAGCUAAAAUGGCUCUUUGAAGCCCGCGAGACUUUGCAUCGGCAAAUCUAUGAUCUCCUAAGCGAACGUAAUGAUAGAUAUAAAGCUAUCGUACUCUUGCCCUACAAACAAUCCCAGAACCGGGAGAAGCAUGUCGAAGCCGAAUUCUUCUUUGCAAAAGACGCGCAAGAACGCAGAUCCACAUUUCAACAAGCCGUUUGCAAGCGUGCUCAAGCUUUCCAGUCUGUCAUAGAGAACAAUGUGAGCCGUGGCGUCGAACUCCAGCUUUCCGCUUUCUGGGAUAUUGCCCCCUCGCUCCUCGAAGUCCUGCAUAAAGUGCCCUUGCAACUGGACGGCUUCGAGGUCCAGAUCCCAGCGGACGAAUAUGCCGAAAACCCAUCCUACUACGACCAUCCACUUCAAUAUCUCUACUCACUCCUCGGCCACGCGGAAAAAUCGACAUAUCAGUUCAUCGAAUCCCAGAUCAAUCUCCUCUGCCUCCUCCAUGAGAUACGUUCUCACGCUUUAGCGGCUAGAUGUAAGGUCGAGGCGCAGGGCAAGGAUGCGAGCUGGGCAGCGGAGGAGGAACAGAGAAGGGAGGAGACGAGGUUGACGGAGGAUUUGAAGGAAAAGGUUGGGGUUGUAGAAGGCCAGUGGGAAGAGGCGUUGGGAAGUGAGCUUAAGGAAGUUAGGGAGAGGGUUCGAGGAGCGUUGUUGGAGGAAGGGGGGUGGGAUGAUGAGGGGGACGAGGUUUAG
Messenger RNA from Letharia columbiana, 4101 nucleotides. RefSeq lists its product as uncharacterized. Bases 1 to 4101 code for a protein of 1366 amino acids. Lineage: Eukaryota; Fungi; Ascomycota; Lecanoromycetes; Lecanorales; Parmeliaceae. The record is from RefSeq and is a predicted model, not a curated record. The transcript has 2 exons.